UCCUCAACUGAUAUUAUCUUCUUCUGACCAAAUUUCUAGCUUCCAACCCAAAAGACCAGCAAAGAGUUUAAGUCAUUCACAGGUUCCUUUCCCCUCUGGCAAGUAGUUUUGAUCUUCUUCCCCUUUUUCUCGUUGAUUAGGUCAAAUCUCAACCUCUUUGUUCUAGAUUUUCCCAGUGAGCUUCAUAUUCUUCCCUUUCCAAAUUUUGCAAUGACUUUCAAGGACGGUUAUUCAGUUCUUGCUUCAACCACAAGUGGCUGAGAGGUGGAUUGAAUUGAUUGGAAGCCCAAAGAUGUUUAUUUCCGGUACCCACUUCGAUUUGGUGAACAAAAGAUCUGUCAAUGAGUUUUUGUUCACCAAAAUAUUUCUUUUUGUUAGUUCUUUCUGGUUUUCUGCCACCGGCUACAUGUUUUACCUGAUCGGUCUCUUAGGUAUAUACGUCUUCAGAUUAAAAAGAGGUAACAGUUCCGGGGGCGACCAUACUAACAGCAACGCCGUUGACGAUGCAAAUGGAGACACUGUUACCCCCGAGGUGGAUUAUCCAAGUGCUUCAGGUUGUUUCAAGCCGGAAAGUGCACCUGAAAUUACCAACUUUGAGAAUUCCGAUCACGAUCAAUCUGCCAAGAAAGAGGAAUCAAGAUUCUGUUUCAAGUUCCAAUUCCAGACCUACGAAGAAACUCGAGGAGAAUCCGGAGAUUCCAUUAGCCCCAAAGAAGCGCCCAUGGUGAGCACGAGUAAGUAUCAAGUUUCUUCCAGGAAAGAUUUAUAUGGUUUUGUUGAAGAACCAGAGGUGGUGAGCUUCACCAUCAAAGAAUUAUAUGCCGAUUCAAAUUAUGGUUCUUUCAGCAAUAGAGAGAUAAUUCACGGCGGAUUCUUGUCGGAGAAGGAUUUCCAACAAUUGAAUUCAAAUACAGAAGCUGUUCGUGAACCAUCAGUAGAGAAUUACAGUCCAGUUGAUCCCAGUAAAGAAGAAAAACCAGGGAAAACAGAACCUAGGUCAUUUACUAAUGAUCCGCUAACUGAGAAGGACGGAGGUAGUUCAGAAAUUAAUUUUCCCCGUAAGGACGACGUCUCUCGUGAACUCCAGUUUUUGUCUGAAAAAGAUUUCAAGGCUUCAAAUUUAGAAUCAGAAUCUGCUAGUUUAAGCGAUGUGUUUUCUCCUAAGAAUCAUACAAUUGAUUCCAAUAGUGGUGAUUUUUUGUUCGAGAGAGACUUUGGAGGAGGAUCAGACACUGUAAAUGAGUUGUAUUUUGAUGGAGAAAAGGUAGAAUUAAGGGAAGAAACACAAAAUUGCGAAGCGGCCCAUCCGCAGAAUACAAACUACUUGUUGGACAAUGAAACCAUCGAGAUCAGUGAGGGCCCUUCCUCUGUUUGGGAACCUAUCAAACACAGAGUACACUCUAUGGAUGAUGACAUAGAAUUAAUGGAAGACGAUCAAACUUCUGAAGAAUCCAAUUUGCCGAGCCCAAGCACUUCAGCGGAUACAGAAGUUCUGUCCGACAAUGAUUUUGAGGAAGAAGAAGAAGAAGACAAUCCAGGACCGGAUGUCUUAGGCAACUUCAAGGAGAGGGAAGCAGUUGAUGGUUUAGAAAUAUAUGGACAACCCAAUAUACAGAAUUCAUCCGUAUCGGAAACAGAUGAUGCAGACGAAUUGGAAAUUCUGUGGGAACAUGAGGAAUUGAUAGAACAGUUGAGGAUGGAGUUGAGAAAGGUGAAAGGCGGUGGACUUCCAACCAUCUUAGAGGAAGAUGAGUCUCCCAAGAUAAUGGAUGAUCUGAAGCCGUGGAAGAUUGAUGAGAAGUUCCAACACGAGGAUAGAAUGGAGGAGCUACAGAGGUUCUACAAGAGUUACAGUGAACGAAUGCGAAAGUUGGACAUCUUGAAUUAUCAGAAGAUGUAUGCAAUUGGUUUUCUCCAGCUGAAGGACUCACAUCAAUCAAUUUCAAACCGAAAAUCAACUACUCCAGCAAUCAUGUCCCUUCUCUGUCAUAAUUUCAGACUAUUCAAACGUGGGAGAGUUGAAGCUGACCCUGCGAUGAAGUUUGCUGGAGAGUUGCAGUGCGAUUUGGAAAUGGUGUAUGUGGGACAGACAUGUCUGUCCUGGGAGCUCCUCUACUGGCAAUACAAGAAGGCCCAGGAGCUGCAGGAAACUGACCAAGAUGGUAUCCGGCGAUACAACCAUGUUGGUGGAGAAUUUCAACAGUUUCAAGUCAUCAUCCAAAGAUUCCUGGAGAACGAGCCUUUUGAAGGACCUAGGGUUCAAAACUACGUUAAGAAUCGAUGCGUCCUUCGCAACCUUCUUCAAGUUCCAGUCAUAAAAGAGGAUGUGAAGAACAAAAUGAAAGGAAAAGGUAGAAGAGGAGAAGACGACGUGAUCACAAUAUCAAUGUUAACAAAGACCAUUCAGAAGUCGAUGCAGAUUCUUUGGGAAUUUAUUCGGGCCGAUAAGGGUGAAGCUAAUGUGAUUCUGAAGGGCCUCCUUGGAACCCAAGCUGGACUUCAAAACUCUGCAGACUCUGCACUUUUGAUGGAUGUACAGACAAAUCUUCAAAAGAAGGAGAAAAAGCUCAAAGACCUUUUGAGAACUGGAAACUGCAUUGUGAAGAGGUUGCAGAAGCACCAUCAAGAAAGCAGAUUUGAUGAAGUUAUGUUCUGCUCUCAAGUUGACUUGAAGUUAGUGUCUAGAGUUCUAAACAUGUCCAGAAUAACAAGUGAACAACUAGAAUGGUGUCAUAAGAAAUUAAACAAGAUCAAUUUUGUACACAGGAAGAUUCGUAGGGAACCUUCAAUUUUGUUGUUUCCAUGUUGAAUUUAUUUACCUAUCCCUACUGUAACAUAUCUUUUAUCUGCGGUCUGCAGAUCCAUAUAUACAGUUACACAGAGAGAAGAAAUAUACAAAAUACUAUAUUUUGAAUGAA
Molecule: messenger RNA, 2918 nt
Organism: Nelumbo nucifera (sacred lotus)
Lineage: Eukaryota; Viridiplantae; Streptophyta; Magnoliopsida; Proteales; Nelumbonaceae
Source: RefSeq, a predicted model, not a curated record